Molecule: messenger RNA, 1740 nt
Organism: Peromyscus leucopus (white-footed mouse)
Lineage: Eukaryota; Metazoa; Chordata; Mammalia; Rodentia; Cricetidae
Product: alcohol dehydrogenase 1
Exons: 9
Coding region: 128-1255 (375 amino acids)
Biological process (GO): retinoic acid metabolic process; retinol metabolic process
Cellular component (GO): cytosol
Molecular function (GO): zinc ion binding; all-trans-retinol dehydrogenase (NAD+) activity
Source: RefSeq, a predicted model, not a curated record
ACGUGUGGAAUCAGCUGACACCGGAGCUAACAAAACAUGUGUGCAACCUUGGCCGGGUGCACUGGAGAAGGGAAGAAGCCCACAGGACUCAUCAGUCUCCUGCCAGCAGCGAGGACAGACAGACAGCAUGAGCACAGCCGGAAAAGUAAUCAAGUGCAAAGCGGCUGUGCUAUGGGAGCCUCAUAAGCCCUUCUCCAUUGAGGACAUAGAAGUCGCACCCCCCAAGGCCCAUGAAGUCCGCAUUAAGAUGGUGGCCACCGGGGUCUGCCGCUCAGACGAUCACGUGGUUAGUAGAAGCCUGGCUGCACCUCUUCCCGCAGUUCUAGGCCACGAGGGAGCUGGUAUUGUGGAGAGUGUUGGAGAAGGGGUGACUUCUGUAAAACCAGGUGAUAAAGUCAUCCCGCUCUUUACUCCCCAGUGUGGAAAAUGCAGGGUUUGCAAGCACCCGGAAUACAACUUAUGUAUGAAAAAUGAUUUGAUGCAGCCUCGGGGGACAAUGCUUGAUGGUACCAGCAGGUUCACCUGCAGAGGGAAGGCAAUUCACAACUUCAUCAGCACCAGUACUUUCUCCCAGUACACUGUGGUAGAUGAGAUGGCAGUGGCUAAAAUCGAUGGGGCUUCACCACUGGAGAAAGUCUGCCUCAUCGGCUGCGGGUUCUCAACUGGUUACGGCUCUGCUGUCAAAGUCGCUAAGGUGACCCCAGGCUCCACCUGUGCUGUGUUCGGCCUCGGAGGUGUUGGUCUGUCUGUGAUCAUUGGCUGUAAAACGGCAGGAGCGGCCAGGAUCAUCGCUGUGGACAUCAACAAAGACAAGUUUGCAAAGGCCAAAGAAUUGGGUGCAACUGAGUGCAUCAACCCUCUAGACUAUAGCAAGCCCAUCCAGGAAGUACUCCAGGAAAUGACCGAUGGAGGGGUGGACUUUUCCUUUGAAGUAAUCGGUCGGCUUGACACCAUGACUUCUUCCUUGUUAAGCUGCCAUGCAUCGUGUGGUGUAAGUGUCAUUGUGGGGGUACCUCCUAAUGCCCAAAGCCUCUCAGUGAACCCCAUGUCACUACUAUUGGGACGAACCUGGAAAGGAGCAAUAUUUGGUGGCUUUAAGAGUAAAGAUUCUGUCCCUAAACUUGUGACUGACUUUAUGGCUAAAAAGUUUCCACUGGAGCCAUUAAUUACCCAUGUUCUACCUUUUGAAAAAAUAAAUGAAGCAUUUGACCUGCUUCGUGCUGGAAAGAGUAUCCGUACUGUCCUGACCUUCUGAGACCAUAUCGAUGCCUUCCUGCUCCUGACCCCACCACAGCACUGAAUCGCAGCACCAGCCAAAUCACAGCGUUAAUUUUGUUCCUUAGAGACACUACUAAUAAAGUACUCAUGUAAGCGUUCCAUGAGAAACUGAAUUUUUUAUGAAACUGUUUUCAAUCACAGGCAAGAGCUAUCACACAUCAGCUGGGGAACUGGAGGGUACCAAGCCUUCCCUCUUAUUUGAUUGACCCAGGGCAUCUUUCCUACUGGGGACAGUGUGUCUUAUGACAUAUUGCAUUCUUUUCUCUCUGGAAUCUGUAGUCACUGAAACUCAGUGGAACAGAGAGAUUUUCUACACCAGUGCACACAGGAUAACCUAUGUUCUCAACCCUCCAGCCACUUUCCGUCUGUACUUCCUUCUUUACAAAAUGGAUGAGAAUGGGGUAAAAACCACAGCAUGCCAGUGAAAAUGUAACUGCUAAAUAAAAGCAAGUCUGAAAAAAA